Messenger RNA from Cynara cardunculus var. scolymus (artichoke), 963 nucleotides. Its product is annotated as probable prefoldin subunit 3. Gene Ontology annotation, cellular component: cytoplasm; prefoldin complex. Gene Ontology annotation, biological process: protein folding; tubulin complex assembly; microtubule-based process. The record is from RefSeq and is a predicted model, not a curated record. The transcript is spliced from 6 exons. Gene Ontology annotation, molecular function: tubulin binding. Lineage: Eukaryota; Viridiplantae; Streptophyta; Magnoliopsida; Asterales; Asteraceae. The coding region runs from base 126 to 704 and encodes 192 amino acids.
UUAGGGACAAGUAAUUUCUUUUUAAUAAAAAGAUCUAGAAAAUCAAACAGUGUCACUCAUCGAACUCUUUGAUCAAUCAGAACAUCCUUUCUUUCUCUUUGUGCUUGGUAAAGUCGGAGAAGACGAUGGCUACAUCAUCAUCGCCGCCGCAGUCUGAUACUGAAGUGGUGGCGGAACGGAGGGGAAUACCUGCGGCUUCAUUUGUUAAAGAUGUGCAAGCUUAUUUGGAUCAAUUAGGUCUUGAUGUUAACUCUACUCUCGCCUUCCAACAAGAAAGGCUUCAGCAAUAUAAGAUAGUUGAAAUGAAACUUCUUGCUCAGCAGAGGGAUCUUCAGGCAAAGAUCCCAGAUAUCGAGAAGUGCUUAGAUGUUGUUGCUACUUUACAAGCUAAGAAGGGCACUGAUGAGGCAUUGCUUACAGAUUUCGAGGUAUCGGAAGGCAUUUAUUCCCGGGCACGGAUCGAGAAUGCAGAUUCGGUGUGCUUAUGGUUGGGAGCAAAUGUAAUGCUAGAGUACUCAUGUGAAGAGGCCACUUCUCUGCUGCAAAAGAACUUGGAAAAUGCAAAAGCCAGUUUGGAAGUUCUAGUUGCUGAUCUACAGUUCUUACGAGAUCAAGUUACCAUCACACAGGUUACUAUUGCUCGGGUGUACAAUUGGGAUGUCCACCAACGAAGAGUUAGACAAGCUUCUUCUUCCCAAGAUUGAUGAGAAAAAGCAAAGAGGUGUGCAAACUUGUCUCACUUUUCAGAUUGUGGUCACAUUAGGCUAAUUUCUUUCCAUCAACUUUAUGCAUCUUCAUAGCUAGUUUAAUGAAUUUUGAUCUCAUUUCGGAUUUUGAUUUGUUGCUAUGCAUUUGUUGUGUAACAUUAAUGUUUAUUAUUCUGUGUGAUUGAACAUUUAGGAGUUUGUGACAAUACCCAAUUCGUUCCUAUGAAAGUUGCCCGUUCUAUCUUUUUCUUACAAC